Molecule: messenger RNA, 1962 nt
Organism: Poecile atricapillus (Black-capped chickadee)
Lineage: Eukaryota; Metazoa; Chordata; Aves; Passeriformes; Paridae
Product: histone H1.10
Exons: 1
Coding region: 17-682 (221 amino acids)
Biological process (GO): nucleosome assembly
Cellular component (GO): nucleosome
Molecular function (GO): DNA binding; structural constituent of chromatin
Source: RefSeq, a predicted model, not a curated record
AGAAGUCUCUGCAGCGAUGUCGGAGACCGCUCCCGCCGCCGCUCCCGCUGUCGCGGCCCCCGCCGCCAAGGCCGCCGCCAAGAAGCCGAAGAAGGCGGCGAGCGGCUCCAAAGCCCGCAAGCCCGCGGGGCCCAGCGUCACCGAGCUCAUCACCAAGGCCGUGUCCGCCUCCAAGGAGCGCAAGGGGCUCUCCCUCGCCGCGCUCAAGAAGGCGCUGGCCGCCGGCGGCUACGAUGUGGAGAAGAACAACAGCCGCAUCAAGCUGGGGCUCAAGAGCCUCGUCAGCAAGGGCACCCUGGUGCAGACCAAGGGCACCGGCGCCUCCGGCUCCUUCCGCCUCAGCAAGAAACCCGGGGAAGUGAAGGAAAAAGCCCCCAAGAAGAGAACGGCUGCGGCCAAGCCCAAGAAGCCGGCGGCUAAGAAGCCCGCCAGCGCUGCCAAGAAGCCCAAGAAGGCGGCGGCGGUGAAGAAGAGCCCCAAGAAAGCCAAGAAGCCGGCGGCUGCAGCUGCCAAGAAAGCAGCGAAAAGCCCUAAGAAGGCGACAAAGGCUGCCAAGCCCAAAAAAGCGGCGGCAGCAGCGAAGAGCCCGGCUAAGGCGAAGGCGGUGAAGCCCAAGGCAGCCAAGCCCAAGGCGGCCAAGCCGAAAGCAGCCAAGGCAAAGAAGGCAGCUCCCAAGAAAUGAAGUGUUGAAGUGGAAAUACUUUUAAACCCAACGGCUCUUUUAAGAGCCACCCACUAUUGUCCCCAAAAGGGCUGAUACACUCCGGCACUGAGGUCGGUGCCUGCAGCAGAGCCAACUAUUCGCCACUAUCUGUGUGGGACGUUUGUCUGUGGAGUGGAUGGGACGCUAAACUUCCGGCCGUGGUUUUACACUAGGACUUGGAAAAAUAAAAGUUUACAUUCCCUGUGAAAAAGCUUACUAAAGGCUGGUUUUUUUUGUUGUUUUUUUUUUUUUUUGUUGGUUUUUUUUUUUUUUUUUUUUUUUUUUUUUUUUUUUAUGGCACCGCAAGUGGGAGUAUAUGUUAAAGGGACUGCUUAAGGGCGGGUACCUUUCUGGGGCGUGGAGGUUCCUUUCGUUGCUCUAAAUCAGCGCGAUUCCUGACAGCACGGAUGCGACUGCCACACCUCUUAGUGACCGCAGCAGGGAACUGUCAGCACGGCUCCUCCGCUUCCUUGGCAAUGACCUUCCCGCUUGCCAUCGCUGUCGUGGGGCAGCUCUCAAUUUCGGCGUGAUUUCACCCACCUACAUUUCCGAGGAGGCGAGUGUCGGGGCGGGAGGAGGGUCGGAGUUGCCAGCGCUCCUCUCCCGCAGUCUGGCGGGCCGGGGCUCGGCCGGGGCUGUCCCGGAGCCCGCGGGCGGCAGCGCAGAGGCGGAGCGGCGCAGAGCCCCGAGCAGCACCGGGGGCUGCCCGGACCCGCCUCAGUGGCUGCUGGGAGAGGCCCCGGCCGCUCAUUGGGCCGCUGGGAAAUUUGGAAAAGCCCGCGCUGCAGAGAAAGGGGUGGGGAAGAGGGGGGAGGGGAAGGAAGGAGGGAGGAACGGAGGGGGGGCUCGGAGCUCUGCCCGCCCUGGCUCCGAGCCUAACCCUGCUCCCGGGUCCCCCCGUUCCGUGAGAUCUCAUACCCUUAAAGAGUCUGCCCCAUCUCAGUGGUGUAACUCCUUCCCCCAGUCCUCCAGUCCCUGUCUUUUCAUAUACGAGGCAAAAUGUUUCAGCUAAAGAGAAUUCCGAAAUAUCUAUACAAAAAGUGAAGAGGGUCAAUUGUUUUUCCCUCCGCCUCUUUAAGAAAUUUAUUACAAUUUCCUUUUAUUUUCUUGAAGCAUGUUUGCUUAUUCAACUGUGAAGCUCCUAAUUUCUAUGGAACAAACCAUGAAGUAUUGUCUCACACCUUUACUGUAAAAAGAUUUAAUAUUGUGUCCGUGCUUUGGAAAACUAUUUUAACUUCUAUAUUUAUGAAUAGUGAGUG